AUGACAAUUGAUAUGUCAGAUAAUGAGGAUGAAAGUGAUGACUAUGCAUAUCGUGAAGUAGAGUUACAGAAAAGACCAGUUAUUAAUAAAGAAAAAGAAGCCAAGGAAAUGAACCGAUUUGCCGGCGUAUUCUCAUCGAAAAUUGUACUAAUGCAAGAUAAGAAACCUUUAAAAUUAAAAUUCUACGAUAAACAAAUGAGAUAUGAGCAACUGCGAGAAACCGUCAGACAAAGAGCAUAUAAUAGAGAAGAGCGACCCGAAAAGCCUAAAUUAGUCGAGCUUCAAUCUUAUCCAGGAUAUGAUUCUCAUCAUGUAACUCGUUUACCAGAAAAUAUUUCUGUAUCAAGUCAGCUAAGACGAAUAUCAGAAGCUCAGGAUGAUUUAAAAAAGAAGCCCCGUUAUAGAGCUGAAUUCGUAAAAUGUUUUCAUUCCGAAAUAUCAGAAGCUAUUAUGCAGGAUACAUUCUGGUGGUUUUUUCUUUAUCGAUAUCAGCCUAGUAAAUACACACAGGACAAAAUUUUUAACCGAAUUGCUUAUAAUUACGUCAAAUUAUUAACCUUUGCCAGAAAUCCUCUAUAUAGAGAUGUUUUCCUUCAGUCCUAUCCAGAUUUAGUAUGCCAAACUAUUUAUAGUACAUUUUGUGAAGCCUUUCCAACGUCUUGGCGUCAAUACAACGAAAACUUUAAAACAGAAUUAACAAAUCUAGUAACACUGUGGAUGACAGGAAAUAAACCCUACCCUCGAUCAUGGAGUAAAUGGCCUUAUAGUAGAUUAGAGCCAGCCAUUGUUCAGAAAAGAGAAGCUCAAGCGAAACAAGAAAAAGUCCCAGCCUUAAACUUUAACAUUAUUCAUAAAAUAUCGCAAUCGAAUGGUACGAAUAGCAAUCAAGAAAGUAGCAAAGAAUCAUCUGAGCAAAACUCACAAGAUGGAAAACGAAGCCGACAAGGUAGCAUGUCAUCUUUUCCUGGUAAUAUAACUCCUUUACCAUCAAAUCGUCGACUACGGAACGAUGGUACAAGAAUUAUUGUUGGAACUAAAAAUAACCCUAAGAAAAUUAUCAAAUUAAAUCCUAAUUUUAGAAGACACCGAAGCCAAUCACAUCCAGCAACGAAAGGCCCUGAAUUCGAAAAAUCGAUCUUUAAUAUUCAUGGCCAUAGCCCCUUAGUAGAACAAUAUAUGAGAAUGAAACAAUUACGAAAAUCCAAUCAUCCUGUAGUUUAUAUCCAUCGAACUGAUAUUAAUAAAUUGCCACCCGUCGAUGCAUUAACUUACCAAGACGUAAUUAAAGACUCCAGAAAUACGGCACAUGCCAUCGAGAAACAUUUCGAAAAAUUUACAAAAUCAAUUGAACAAGAUCAGACUACUUUCGCUCUGGAACAGCACCAUGAAUAUCUCAAUUAUAGAAAACGACAAGAAAUACUCUUAGAACAGCCUCGUGAAAUUAAAAGGCUUAGCGAUGUAUUGAAAUUAGAAGCCGCGCAACGAGAUUAUAUUGGUUAUGGCAAGCAUUCAUCAUCGGUACUUCGUGCUGCAUUAGAAGCUAUUAACUUGGAUGAAGUUCAAGAAUAA
Molecule: messenger RNA, 1569 nt
Organism: Trichoplax adhaerens
Lineage: Eukaryota; Metazoa; Placozoa; Uniplacotomia; Trichoplacea; Trichoplacidae
Exons: 16
Coding region: 1-1569 (522 amino acids)
Source: RefSeq, a predicted model, not a curated record